CGACAAAAACUGAAAAUGGCGGAAAGCAGCGCGGAAGUCACAUUCAAAAAGGAGACAGUAAGCAAAGUCUGUCAAGCUUCUUCAAGGACGAGAACUAAAGUCGGUGCCGAUGCUGUCCUCCUUAUGGCAGAGAUGCUACAUGUGUUUGUUCAAGAAGCUGCACAAAGAACGAUAAAACAGGCUGAGGCAGAGGACUGUGACCGAAUGGACAUAGAACACUUUGAGAAGAUCCUGCCUCAACUGCUGUUGGAUUUCUAGUAUGACUUCAGGCCAGAAGAUGGCGCCAGAGAGCUAAUCCAGUCCUCAAUUCAGAAUUCGAGAGAUUGACCAACUCUUGGAGGACAAUGGAAGUAAAGAAAAAGGCUUCUGUUUUGUUUGUAAACGUAAAGAAGCACUUAUUUACUUCUAUUGUCCUC
Messenger RNA from Oncorhynchus kisutch (coho salmon), 416 nucleotides. Its product is annotated as centromere protein X-like. The record is from RefSeq and is a predicted model, not a curated record. The transcript is spliced from 5 exons. Gene Ontology annotation, biological process: replication fork processing; kinetochore assembly; resolution of meiotic recombination intermediates. NCBI's taxonomy places the organism in Eukaryota, Metazoa, Chordata, Actinopteri, Salmoniformes, Salmonidae. Gene Ontology annotation, cellular component: Fanconi anaemia nuclear complex; FANCM-MHF complex. Bases 16 to 258 code for a protein of 80 amino acids.